Molecule: messenger RNA, 2576 nt
Organism: Nothobranchius furzeri (turquoise killifish)
Lineage: Eukaryota; Metazoa; Chordata; Actinopteri; Cyprinodontiformes; Nothobranchiidae
Gene: creb3l1
Product: cAMP responsive element binding protein 3-like 1
Biological process (GO): regulation of transcription by RNA polymerase II
Molecular function (GO): DNA-binding transcription factor activity, RNA polymerase II-specific; cAMP response element binding
Source: RefSeq, a predicted model, not a curated record
ACAGCACUCGCGAAAGAGGAGGAGAGAGCAGAAGAACAUCAGCGGCUCCACCACAGCAAGCCGGGUGGAGAAGGAUGUGUAAUUCAGAAGAAAUCUGACGUUACGUCGCUUCCGCUUCACUUUUCCAGGAGGAGCGCUUGAAAACAAACCUUCUCGUUUUUUAAUGAGUUGAUUUUGAAGUGUCGCGCGACCAGGGAGCUACUGUCCAUCAUGAUGGAGUCUCUCCUAGACAGUUUUGUGGUGGACAAACUCUAUCCCCACGCAGGGACCAACCUGUUGGACCUGGAGGAGCUGAGCGACGGUGAUUUCCUCACGAACGUGCCCUUUUCAGGUGACCAGAUGGACGACUUCAGCACUGAGUUAUUUAACAGUUUCUUUGACGACCACCUGCAAGAGCGCCCCCUGCUGGCAGACAGAUCUUCUCCUCUACACCUCAGCAUGGACAGCAGCCCAGAUAUCCAGGCAGAGCACAGCUACUCUUUGAGUGAAGACUCCGCCCCCCAGAGUCCAGCCCUGUCAAUCAAAAUGGACCAAGAGUCUGAGUUUGAGUGGAGCUUCAGUCAGGACCUGUCCUCCAUCCUGGUGAAACAGGAGGAGCCCGACGUGGCUCAGAGACUAGAUCCUCCUCCUCUGGACAGCCCAAGUCUCGUAUUAAGCCCCGCCCCUCCUCACAGAGGGUUACCAUGGAAACACACGGAGCGCCACGAGGAUGACGUGAAGCCAGUCGCCAUAAAGGAUGAACCCGGAGAGAUCGGACAGUACCUCAGUCUGCCCAGCGACGACGCUCUCCAGCUCCCGCCCACCCCUCCAAGCAGUAACCAUGGCGACAGUGACGGCUCACUCCCACCCUCCUCCCCGCUCCUCCCUUUGCCACCCUCUUCCCCCCAACCACAACAGAGGCCGGGAGGUCGUGGCUCUUCCUCCUCCUCCUCCUCCUCGUCAGCCAUCUCCUCCUCACCGCUCCUCACUGCUCCACACAAGCUGCAGGGUUCUGGGCCCUUGAUGCUGACGGAGGAGGAGAAGAGGACCCUGGUUGCCGAGGGUUACCCCGUGCCCAACAAACUUCCCCUGACUAAGAGUGAGGAGAAGGCACUGAAGAGAGUCCGGCGGAAAAUUAAAAACAAGAUUUCAGCUCAAGAGAGCCGGAGGAAGAAGAAGGAAUAUGUGGAAUGUCUGGAAAAGAAGGUGGAGGGCUACACGUCAGAAAACGGCGACCUGUGGAGAAAAGUAGAAAACCUGGAGACCGCCAACAGGUCCCUCCUGCAGCAGCUGCAGAAGCUCCAGUCUCUGAUUUCAGGAAAGGUCAUCCCACGUUCUUGUAAGAUGGCCUCCACUCAGACAGGAACGUGCCUCAUGAUGAUGGCCUUGUGUUUCGUCCUGGUGUUGGGAUCCUUCUCGCCCUGUCUCCCUCCUCUGUCUUUUCUGUCCCACUCCUCGUCUUUGUCCUCCUCUUCCUCUGAGUCCCCACCUUCCUCUCAUCCUACGCCGUCGGCGGACCUCUACACAACCAGUCAGGUCCGCUCCCGCAGCCUGCUCUUCUAUGACGAGCAGCCGCUGGAGGAGAGUUUGGUGCCGUCAGACGGGGGAAGGCUACAGUCAGAGAGCCGCUCUCACGUCCACACGCGACGGCACACCGCCAACGUCCUCAGCAACCAGACAUCCGGGUCCAAACUAGACCAAAGAGAAAAAAAACCAGGUGGCGUCUCGGAGGUUUUCUGACCCGCGGCACUUCACUACAACAGCUCCAAAACGCUCCAGAUCUCACCACCUCCACGUGUCUUACAUCUAUCUGCAGCUCUUCAGAUCCUCCAAACCUCCUCAACCGGAUUUAAGACAAACCCACUUUUAUGCACUAAAAUCUCAAUUUUACCUUCAUAAUUGGUUCACACAUACAUUAAAACAUGUCAUUUUAUCCUGAAACAACUUACAGCUGCUUUAUGUUUCUAGAAUAAUCGUUUAUUUUCUACAGGAAACUCCAAAAAGUCACCAUUUUAAAUGAUCUAGUUCUAAUUUGACCAAGGGGUCAUCAGGGGUUAGUGCUUUAGCAAAAGUAGGAAAGAAGACCCCAACAAAAGAGAAGCAACAAAUCCCACUUUAUGACUUUAUGAGUAACAAACUAUUUCCUGCUUUAUAAAAAAAAACAAAGAUCUCAUGAAAUUAUUCAUGUUUAAAAACGUCUGAGAGAGAAUACGCUCACCGGAGACGACAGAACCGGUUAAUCUGGUCAGGACAUCAGGUUUGAACCGCUUUAUUUUGAAAAUCUAUUGUUUGGUUUUAAUUUCCCAAAAACACUGAAGGUUAAAAACAUAACAAAGUAUUUUUGUAAUUAAACCUGUAUAAUGUAAGCAGAUUUUAAUUUAUACCAACAACAAAAAACUAGAUCUUGUUUUUAUUUCAUCUUCGUUUCAUUUUUUCUAAAUAUAAAAAAACAUUUCUUUUAAUAUAUUCUGAGAAUUAAAAAGAGCAUAUUUAUUUUAUGCAAAUAAAAAAGAGAGAGAGCGCAGGGACUCAUGUUGUUUUGGUUUGAGGAUGUGAAGUUUAUGGAGACACCCCCCCCCCCCCCCCCCCCCGGUUCU